GGUCAGCUAGCAGUACAGAGCUCUUACACAGUGACAAUGUUGCAACUUUGCCUCCUGGCCGCACUGCUUCCUCUGGUGAGGGCCACCUUGUACCAGGAUGACUUGCUGGAUUCUGAGUGGGGACUAUGGAAGAAGACUCAUGGCAAGCAGUACAAUAGCCAACUAGAUGAAGUCAAGAGAAAUCAGAUCUGGAACAAAAACCUGAAGAUGAUCCUCAACCACAACAGAGAGUACGCUGAGGGGAAACAUACAUAUGAUCUGGCUAUGAACCAUCUGGGUGACAUGACCAGUGAGGAAAUUGUUCAGACAAUGACUGGAUUAAAGGUGCCAUCCCAUCACCUGUCUAGGAAUACAUACCAGCCUGACUGGACAGCUCGGAUCCCAAAGUAUAUUGACUACAGGAAGAAGGGUUACGUCACCCCAGUCCAAAAUCAGGGCAUCUGUGGAUCAUGUUGGGCUUUCAGCUCGGUAGGUGCCCUGGAGGGUCAGCUCAUGAAGAAGACAGGCACGCUGAUCUCCCUGAGUCCACAAAACCUGGUGGACUGUGAUAUGGACAACUACGGAUGUCAGGGAGGAUACAUGACCAACGCAUUUGGCUAUGUGAGGGAUAAUAACGGCAUAGACUCAGAUGCAUUUUAUCCAUAUAUUGGACAGGACGAGGGCUGUCUCUACAACUCAUCCGGAAAAGCUGCAGGCUGCAUGGGCUUCAAAGAGAUACCCAGAGGAGACGAGAAGGUCCUGAAGAGAGCGGUGGCCCAGGUUGGUCCUGUGUCCGUCAGCAUUGAUGCCAGUCUCUCCUCCUUCCACUUCUACAGUAAAGGUGUCUAUUACGAUAAAAACUGUGACCCUGAAGGCAUCAAUCACGCUGUGUUGGCUGUGGGCUAUGGAAAUAUAAAGGGGACCAAGCAUUGGAUCCUCAAGAACAGCUGGGGGCAGGAUUGGGGCAGGAAAGGUUACGUCCUGUUAGCCAGGGACAAGAAAAAUGCCUGCGGCAUCGCCAACCUUGCCAGUUUCCCAGUGAUGUAGACAGCUGACCCACAUUGCCAACAUCGGGGCAACAACCGUCCUACAGAGUUUCCUGUCUUCACACCGCGACGCUGUCCUGCUACACCUCGUUUCCAUGCAUAAGGAUUUAUGUGAUAAUUACUAGAAGUUACUGUAACUUGUCUUCACCUGUAACAUGUGGUGUUCUAAACGUAUUAUUCAUCUGAGUCCGAAACGAAGCGUCUGAGUCAGUUAUGGCAAUCAUGGUUGAUUUGUAAAUAAAGGAGAACCUGGUUCAGAUGUGAAA
Molecule: messenger RNA, 1291 nt
Organism: Pseudophryne corroboree (corroboree frog)
Lineage: Eukaryota; Metazoa; Chordata; Amphibia; Anura; Myobatrachidae
Product: cathepsin K-like
Exons: 8
Coding region: 37-1026 (329 amino acids)
Cellular component (GO): lysosome
Molecular function (GO): cysteine-type endopeptidase activity
Source: RefSeq, a predicted model, not a curated record